Mucor velutinosus is the source of this 894-nucleotide messenger RNA. Its product is annotated as Superoxide dismutase [Cu-Zn]. Lineage: Eukaryota; Fungi; Mucoromycota; Mucoromycetes; Mucorales; Mucoraceae. Gene Ontology annotation, biological process: chromatin organization; regulation of DNA-templated transcription. Gene Ontology annotation, cellular component: NuA4 histone acetyltransferase complex; Rpd3S complex; nucleus. The record is from RefSeq and is a predicted model, not a curated record. The coding region runs from base 1 to 894 and encodes 297 amino acids. The transcript is spliced from 6 exons.
AUGGCCUCUGUGGAUUCCUCAGAAGUUGAAAGAAAGUUUUCUUACCAAGAUAAUGAGAGAGUGUUGUGUUUUCAUGGACCUCUCAUCUAUGAAGCCAAGGUGUUGGAGAAAAAUUGGAUGGAGGAACCCGAAGCAAGUGGUCCUCAUUACUACGUUCAUUAUAAAGGCUGGAAGAAAUCCUGGGAUGAAUGGGUACCAGAAUCAAGAGUGCUUCGCUGGUCAGAAGAGAAUUUACAAAUGCAGCUACGACUCAAGACAUUCUAUCGUACAAAUCAAUCAGGAAAGAGUAGGAAACAAAGCGAGAGCGAAGGCAGCAAUCUGGGCAAACGUCGCAGAGACGCCAAGUUGGAGAAGGAGGAGGAUUAUUUGAAUCGACCAGAGAUCAAGCUCGAUAUACCAGACACAUUGAAGGGACAGCUCGUCGAUGAUUGGGAAAAUGUAACAAAGAAUCAACAGCUGGUUACUUUGCCAAGAACCGUCAAUGUCAAUGAAGUAUUGUCACGUUACAAACGAUUCAAGAAGGAGAAGAAGGGCAACCGUGAAUUAAAUGAAGACUUAUUGGACGAGGUUUUGGAGGGUUUGCGUAUCUAUUUUAACAAAGCGUUAGGGUCGAUGCUUCUCUAUCGUUUUGAAAGACAUCAGUACGCUGACAUGAGAAGGCAGUUUGGCGAGACAGACCUCGUUGAGAUAUACGGUGCAGAACAUCUUUUAAGGUUAUUUGUUCAAAUGCCUAGCUUGAUUGCACACACAAACAUGGAUUCUGAUGCUGUCAGUGUAUUAUCCGACUACCUAACAGACAUCUUACGCUUUAUGCAAAAGAACCAAAAACAACUAUUUCAAGCAGAAUAUGAAAAUGCUGCUCCUGGCUAUGUUGCAUUAUCUGCUACCACUUAA